Molecule: messenger RNA, 1407 nt
Organism: Acanthosepion pharaonis
Lineage: Eukaryota; Metazoa; Mollusca; Cephalopoda; Sepiida; Sepiidae
Source: the annotation of a GenBank genome assembly
AUGAUGUGCGCUGCCAUUAAGAAUGUCAAACGUUUUCCAGAUGUGCUCAACGGUUGGCGCCUUUUUUCCCUCUUAUAUCUGCUUUUCUUGAACAUUUUUUUCUCUUUUUCGUUUUCCAAUUCGUCUUUUUGCCGCUCUGCUGCUGUUUUCCCUCAUUUCUUUAGUAUUGCGUUACGUUCUUCUUUUUUAACCAUUUCUGUCGUGUUUAUGAUCUUAAAACUCCAGUCUCGUUUUCUUUCUUUUCUUCUUUCCUGCCUUUCCUUUUCUCUCUCUCUUUCUCUCUCACUCUCUCACUCGUUUAUUUUUUCCUAUUGUAUCUCUUUUAUAUCCCGUCUUUCCUCAUUCUCUUGUUUUACCUCUUUGAAAUGUUUUCUAAUCUUUUUCUUUCUUUCUUUCAACAACUCCAUUUUCUUUUAUUCAUUUUCACAUCUAUUUCUUUUUUCUUUCUUUCUUUCUUUCUUUCUUUCUUUCUUUCUUUCUUUCUUUCUUUCUUUGUUAUUCCAUUUUCAUUUUUCUCUUAAUCAGCCACUUCUUUUUCCUUUCUUUCUUAUUCAACCACUUUUUACUAAUUAUUUUUCAUCAGUACGCUUUCUUUCUUUAUUCCUUUCUUCCUUUCUUAUUCAGAGACAUCUUUGCCUCAUUUUUGCAUUUACUUUAUUUCUAUUGUUCGUUCUUUCUUUCGUUAUUUUUCUUUCUAACUCCUUUUUUCUUUCUUCUAUUCUAUCACAUUUCACUAAUUUUUUUAGCUCAGUACUUUCUUUCUUUCUUUCUUAUUCAUCUACUUUUUCUUUCUUUCUUUCUUUCUUUCUUUCUUUAACUAUUUUUCUUUUUUUUCAGUUAAUUUCUUCGUCCCAGGCAGAUUAUUGGUCCGAUUGGAGUAACUGGAGUUUGUGUUCCCGAACUUGUGGAGGUGGUUCCUCAUACCGACUACGCAAAUGCAUUCCCAGUUUUAUAUUUCAAUAUGGCUGCCAAGGUGAAGCGAUUCAAUAUGUAACUUGUAAUAAUGAGCAAUGUCCUAAUCCCAAGGACAAUUUCCGAGCACAACAAUGUUCGGCCUAUGACGACAAUAUGUAUUUUGGGCAGUAUUUUACCUGGAUACCCUACCGAAACCCUUCCGACCCCUGCUCCCUUUACUGCUUGGCUGUGGAAGGAAAUAUUGUUAAAAGCCUCGCUCCCAAAGUUCUGGACGGAACAAGAUGCGAUAACCAAAACUUGGACAUUUGUAUCAACGGCCAAUGUUGGUCCUUUCUUUCUUUUUUAUUUCUUUCUUUCGUUCUUAUUGUUACUUCUUUUUCCAUAAUCCUUUUUUUUUUCUUUCUGAUUGUUAAUUCUUUUUCGAUAAUCCUUUCUUUCUUUCUUUCUUUCUUUCUUUCUUUCUUUCUUUCUUUCUUUCUUCACGUCCCUUAA